CUAAUGAAGACACCUUACAUAGCUCAUCUCACUGAAGAGGACUAUGAGCACGUAUAUGAACCAGCAGCAGAGGACUCAUUUAUCCUCCUUGACGCGCUCGAGCAAGAUGUGGAUAUCUUUCGUGACCACCCACCCAGUAUCUGCGUCGAGAUAGGAUCUGGGUCUGGGGUAGUAUCUACCUUCCUAGCUCAGCUUUUGAGCGAGCCAGCAGUCCACAUCGCCACGGACAUCAACCGCUAUGCCUGUCUAGCUACAGCUAAGACCGGCACCAUCAAUAAUGUCAAUCUGGAGGUGAUACAGUCCAAUCUGGUCGACUCGUUCCGUCUAGAUGGGAAGAUUGAUAUCCUGAUGUUCAACCCACCCUACGUUCCGACCAGUUCAGAAGAGCUCGCGUCUACACAAGCAUUACGCGGGAUAGGCGGUGCAUGGGCGGGCGGAGAGACAGGUAUGAGCAUCACUGACGAGGUGAUCAAGUCCCUACAGCGCCUUCUCGCCCCCGGCGGCCGAUUCUACCUCGUCGCGGUGGAGCAAAACCGCCCUUUGGACAUCGUCGAGCAACUCAAAGACUUAGGACUGGACGCCGAGGUAGUUUUACGCCGACGAGCAGGUCGUGAGCUUCUCUACAUAAUACGUGGCAUA
Messenger RNA from Dioszegia hungarica, 639 nucleotides. Its product is annotated as S-adenosyl-L-methionine-dependent methyltransferase. Lineage: Eukaryota; Fungi; Basidiomycota; Tremellomycetes; Tremellales; Bulleribasidiaceae. Gene Ontology annotation, molecular function: protein methyltransferase activity; S-adenosylmethionine-dependent methyltransferase activity. The record is from RefSeq and is a predicted model, not a curated record. Gene Ontology annotation, cellular component: eRF1 methyltransferase complex. The annotation marks the transcript as partial. The transcript has 6 exons.